CUCUCGCUUCCUCUCCCGUGUCUGGGUCUCACUCUGCCGGGUGUGCAGAUAAGACCUGGGCUGCCUGUCCAAAGGGUCGUGGUUAAUGACUGAUCCUGGAGCUGCAGGGCUCCUGGCUCCCCGUCCAGGACUACGGCUACCUCCAAGUUCCAUCUCCUUUCUCUCUAUAUAGUCUAUUAAUGGUAUUUAAAGCAUGUGAUGAAGAUCACAAAGGAUAUCUCAGCAGAGAGGACUUUAAAACUGCUGUUGUAAUGCUGUUUGGGUACAAGCCCUCCAAGAUAGAAGUGGAUUCUGUGAUGUCUUCAAUAAAUCCAAAUACUUCUGGUAUAUUACUCGAGGGGUUUUUAAAUAUUGUCAGGAAAAAGAAGGAAGCUCAACGAUAUCGGAACGAAGUAAGACACAUCUUCACAGCCUUUGACACCUACUAUCGUGGAUUUUUAACUUUGGAAGAUUUCAAAAAAGCAUUUAGGCAGGUGGCUCCCAAAUUACCGGAAAGGACUGUUCUUGAGGUAUUCAGGGAAGUAGAUCGAGAUUCAGAUGGUCACGUCAGCUUUAGAGACUUUGAAUAUGCCCUGAACUAUGGACAGAAGGAAGCCUAACUAUUGUGAACUACUUUUGGUAACUCUGGGGAGAUCAAUAGAUUGUAAUGUCAGCAGACUCGACUCUACUAAUGAUGUCAUGCUACAGACUUGUGAUUAAACAUUUAAAAAUUUUUAAUUUUUGUGGGUACAUAGUAGGUGCAUAUGUAUACAUACACACACAUAUAUGGGUUACGGGAGAUAUUUUGGCACAGGCAUGCAAUAAGUAAUUGACUAAAUUUUUAAUCAUAAUUUUUGGAUGCUGAUGAUAGACUUGCAUCUCAGAAUCCUAGAGAUGGUUGCUGCCGGGGGUCUCCUUCUGUGUGGCCAGCAGCCCUGAGUCAGGCCGCCAUUGCUAGAGCUGGGGCUAGGGAUGGCACUGGUGGUCCUCCUCCUCCUCACUCUUCUUGCCCCCUACCCUCUCCACACUGCAGGCCACGGUGCUCUACUCACUCACUUCAUUGUCCUCACCAUCCCACCCUGAAUCUCAUCAUCUCCUAAUAUCUGCAGAGGGGCAGACUUUUCCUGCCAAUGGUGCCAGUUUCCUUCAUUUGCUCAACAUUGGUUGAACAAAUAAUAGCACCUACACAUACAGAAUACUUACUAUGUUCCAAGCAAUCAGCCAGGCCUUGGGAAGCAUAGGCUUAAGACUUCUCUAAGAUAGGCUCAUGCCUACAAUCCCAGCACUUUGGGAGGCCAAAGCAGGAGGAUCACUUGAGCCUAGGAAUUGGAGACUAGCCUGGGCAACAUACCGAGACCCCAUCCCUACCAAAAAAUUAAUAAUAAAAAAUUAUCUGGAUUUAGUGGUGUGUACCUGUAGUCCCAGCUACUUGGGAGGCUGAGGUGGAAGGAUCAUUUGAGCCCAGGGGUUUGAAGCUUCAGUGAGCCAUGAUUGCACUGUCGCACUCCAGCCUGGAUGAUAGAGCAAGACCCUGUCUCUAAAAAAACACUUUCAAUUAAAAAAAAACAUAUAAAGACUUCUCUAAGAUAAUGUCCCUGAGUCCAAAUCAUCACUGUAAAGUGGUCCCAGGGCACUGUCUGUGCAAGACAAAGAAAUCGGCUUGGGCUAACAUGAGCAAGCCCUCUCGGGCUAUAUACAGAGGAAGAACAGGGUGAUGAGGGUACUGGGGGCAAGAGACAUGUUUGCAGAACCCUUUAGGAUGGUCUAGGCUUGGGAGUCUCACUGUGGAGAAGCAAGCCUUGAGCUGCUCAGCUGCCCUCUGCUCCAUACCCCCUGGUUUCUAGCAGUCACGUCCUGCACCCAGACACUUAGCCAUGUGUGUUCACGUUCCCCAUGCCUUGCCUGUCCUGCUGGGCUCCAGUAACUGCUAUACUGGAGCAAGAACAGCAAUGCUGGACACUCAGCAUUUAGUGAAGGUAAUUCCAAAAUACUGGUAUCAGUACUCUUAUUUAUAAGUGUACGGAAUGCAUAACAUGAACAUUAGUCAAAGAACUUUUAAUAUAAUUCACUUUUUAAGUGUUAAAAUUUAAAGGUCAAGUAAAAUUGUAAAUUUGUAAUAUGGAAACAUUAAGCGUCAUUAUCAUACAAAUUAUUAGCAGAUAACCUUAAUAAAAAUAAACGUUUGCGGGUUUUUUUUGAGACAGAGUCUCACUUUGUCACCUAAGCUGGAGUACAGUGCGCGAUCUCGGCUCACUGCAACUUCCGCCUCCUGGGAUCAAGUGAUUCUCCUGCCUUAGCCUCCUGAGUAUCUGGGUUUACAGGUGUGUACCGCCACACCCGGCUAAUUUUUAGUAGAGAAGGGGUUUCACCAUGUUGGCCAGGCUGGUCUUGAACUCCUGACCUCAAGUGAUCCGUCUGCCUCGGCCUCCCAAAGUGCUGGGAUUACAGGCGUGAGCCACCAUGCCUGGCCAAUAAAAAUAAAGUUUUAAACUGUCAAAUAAGAGGAGCCUAACAAGAUGUGACAACUAAAUGUCAUUUGGUAUCCUGGAUGAGAUCACGGAAUAAAAAAUAAACAUUGGCCGGACACAGUGACUCAGCCUGUAAUCCCAGCACUUCGGGAGGCCGAGGCGGGUGGAUCACGAGGUCGGGAGAUCGAGACCAUCCUGGCUAACACGGUGAAACCCCGUCUCUACUAAAAAUACAAAAAACAAAAAAAGAUUAGCUGGGCGUGGUGGCAGGUGCCUGUAGUCCCAGCUGCUCGGGAGGCUGAGGCAGGAGAAUAGCAUGAACCUGGGAGGCAGAGCUUGCAGUGAGCUGAAAUGGUGCCACUGCACUCCAGUCUGGGCAACAGAGCGAGACUCCCUCUCAAAAAAAAAAAAAAAAAAAAAAAAAAAGACAUUAAGUAGAAACAAAUCAAGCAUGGACUUUAGCUAAUAAUAAUGUAUCACUAUUGGUUCAUUAAUUGUAACAAAUGUAUCCUACUCAUAUAUAAUGUUAAUAGUAGGGGAAACUGGGUGAGGUAUAUGGGAACCCUCUACUAUUUUCACAAUUUUUCUAUAAAUCUAAAACUAUUCUAAAAUUAAAAAUUCAUUUAAAAAAUAAAGUCUUAUUCAAAACCUGUUAAACUAAACUUUAUCUAAAAUGAAGAAAACAUUGAAAAUCAAGUAAAAAUAAAAUCUUAUUUCAAAUACAAA
Molecule: messenger RNA, 3173 nt
Organism: Homo sapiens (human)
Lineage: Eukaryota; Metazoa; Chordata; Mammalia; Primates; Hominidae
Gene: EFCAB11
Product: EF-hand calcium binding domain 11
Exons: 6
Coding region: 180-599 (139 amino acids)
Molecular function (GO): calcium ion binding
Source: RefSeq, marked validated